AUGGCUGCAAAGCGUGCCACAAAGAGAACAGUAGCCAGAGCCAGAAGUGACCACUUACAACCCCUCUAUGAGAAGUUGGAGUCCUCUGAGGGGCAGAAGCUAAUCUAUAAGUUGGCUCGCUCUAGUAUUAAAGCAGCACAGGAUAUUUCCAAGUGCCGCUCUGUGAAAGAUCUUGGGGGCGACCUAUUAUGCGAGGACCUCGCGGUGAAGGAGAGUUGGCGCUCAUUCUUCAACGAGCUGUUAAACAAGCAGCAUGAAGAGGUGCAACCAAGGAAAGCUGUAGGAGCCGACGGAGUCUUUAUCGAGGCAUAG
This is a messenger RNA of Arctia plantaginis, 312 nucleotides long. Lineage: Eukaryota; Metazoa; Arthropoda; Insecta; Lepidoptera; Erebidae. The record is from the annotation of a GenBank genome assembly.